GAGAGAAACCAAGAUCAAGAGGCAGGACGUUUAAAAUAGUGUUUUUUUUUUUAUUUAAAAACAAAAACGAAAACAAAACCCUAACAACUAAACAAACCCACCCACGGGGGGAGACGCACGCGCCAGAAGACCGAAGCCUAGUUUAUUUCAAACAAGAUGCUAAACCUGAGGAUUGCAGUUUGCAGCCCCCGCGAAUAUCCAUUCGGUGGGAGACCAAGGAGCAAACUCAGCGGCAUGAUGCAAUGCAUCCCUGCAAAAAGAGAGAGAGAGAAGAGGGAGGGAGCAGCUUAGUGAGCUUACAGCUUGCAGUUUAACAACGGGGAGGCUAGCGGAAACGUCAUUAGGCUGCGACUAGCGGGAAGAAGGGGGAGGAAGGAAGAAGCAGCAAAGCCACGUGCUUGAAUUCGCAGGGCAGUUUGAGUCUCUCUGCGCCUUUCUUCAUCCCUUGCAGUCACGUGUGAACCCAGGAAGCUGUAGCUAAUCCACCCACUACAAGAGUGUCACAAUGAGUUUUGUUGAAUAUGGAAACAACAUAAAAGAAGGGGAUACAGCUAUUGUCUACUUGGGCCAUGAGUCGAUGUUUCCAGUGAAAGUACAACAUGGUGGGAAAACUCAGACGAAAUAUGGUGUUAUUAGGCACUCCACCGACCUCAUAGGCAAACAGUAUGGUUCCAAGGUGACCUGCAGCAAAGGAGGCUGGGUGUAUGUCCUUCACCCAACCCCAGAACUGUGGACUGUGAAUCUCCCCCACCGGACUCAAAUUCUGUAUUCAACUGACAUUUCUUUAAUCACCAUGAUGCUUGAGCUGAAGCCAGGAUGCGUUGUGUGUGAAUCAGGCACCGGAAGUGGGUCCCUCUCCCAUGCCAUAAUCCGGACAAUUGCUCCAACAGGACAUCUGUAUACAGUGGAGUUUCACCAGCAGAGAGCCGAGAAAGCCAUGGAAGAAUUUCAAGAACACAAGGUGGACCACUUGGUGACUGUGAAGACCCAGGAUGUGUGUAAAAAUGGUUUUGGAGUCACUAAUGUUGCAGAUGCGAUAUUCUUGGAUAUUCCGUCGCCCUGGGAAGCCAUAGGUCAUGCAAAGUCAGCACUCAAGCUUGAAGGUGGACGCAUCUGUUCCUUUUCCCCUUGCAUUGAACAAGUUCAAAGGACCUGCCUGGCUUUGGAGGAACAGGGCUUUACUGAAAUUAAUACUUUGGAGAUCCUGCUCAGAGUACACAAUGUUAGGACAAUUAGCUUGCAAAUCCCUGACCUUGGAAAAGCAGCCGAGGAUAAUUCAAGUGCAGAGUUUGACAGGGGCCACCAAUCAAAUCAAGAUGCCUCGUGCGCUGAUGUUCAGCAGGGAACUGUGCAAUUUAAAAGUAGUUUACCGCUCAGAGAAAUGGUGGGUCACACUGGAUAUUUGACCUUUGCUACCAAAAGCCUAUUUUAGUUACACACGCAGAGAGGCCUCCCUCCUUCCCGACCAAGCAUCCGAGCUUUUUGCUUGUCGGGCAAUUCCAUAUAUAGUCUGAUUGAGCAAGAUUAUGCUUUGUUUUAAAUAGCACGCAGGAGCACUAACCAGAUCAACCUCGGCAGUACACGGCCGUUCUGCCAGCCAAGCACUGUUCGCUUGGCUGGCUGUGAGGAGGGAAGAUGGAUGCGCAGUUAAUAGCAGUCGGUUGGAAUUUACAAAGUAAAAGCCACUUGCUGAGGUGAUGUCUGCCCCCUUCCCCCUUUAAAUAAACAUGCCAAGGGGCUUCCUUUUGCUUUCUGGAACCCUGUGUUCUUCCCCUCUAAGAGGGUGUGUCAUGGGAGAGUUGUGUGUUUUGGGUUUUUAUAUAUUUUUGUAAUACUACUUUUAGGAAAUCACUGGGGUGUUUUGUGUUUUUCCAGAGUUUUGAAGAAGCUCUGUCACUUUUAAAGGCUAAACACAAGCCUCUUUCACUGAGGCAGCACUUAGACAUCGAGGCUAUUCACACGAUGGGGCAAAAUUGGGCUAGCAGAGGCUAGCCCGAUUUUGACCCAUCGUGUGAACAACCGGGGUUGGCUGCGAGCCCGGUGGUUCCUAGGCGGGUAACCUGCCUAAGUACCCCUGCCCUAAGCCAGGUUUGCGGAGCGAGCGCUCCACAAACCUGGUUUUAAUAUUCAUGAGUAGCCGUAGCAUGGCUUUGCACCGUGGUUAUUCACGAGGAGAUCCCUGGAGGGGAGGCGAAACGCCGCCUCCCGCCUCAGGGGGUCUCACUAGCAUGCCCUGCGCGCUUGCACAGGGCAUGCUGGAGCCGGCAAUCGUGUGGGCGGCCGAUCCGGCUGCCCAGGGCUCCCGCCGCAAUAGUCUGGUUAGCCCACUCUCCCCGCAAUAGUGGCAAAAGCAGGUCUCACUGAUCGUGAGACCCGCUUCAUCAUGUUCUCCAAUCUUCCAAACCAUGGUUUAGACUAGCAGAAGCAAGCUGUGUAUACUAGUGUGAUUUGCAAUGCUAGUUUUGAAGGCUUGCUCAAACCACACUUUGCCACAACAGGCAUCCUAAAUAGAUUCUUCUGUGGACAUUUUGCUUCCUUUCAGUCUGGACACAGGGAGAGGAGGGUGCUGCUAACCAGUCUGCCCACACUUACAUGCUUCAUGGUCAUACCCCCUGGCUCUCUGCUCUCUGGCUUUCUAGGAACAGGAGCAGAAAGUAUCCCCACAUUCAGCACUUGCCUCUGCAGACAAAUACUGAAUGCAGGGAGACCCAGAGGCAUAGCUGGCAUAGCGGGCGUGUCGACACAGAGGGUGUGGCUAACCAGUGCACUCUUGUGUCCUCACGCCCCCUAGAUGUUCAGAUUUGAAUGCCUGAAGAGCGCUGAAAUCUGUGGAUCUGACUGUGCAAGUUUCGGAGUGGGAGGGGAGAGAAUACAUGUGCACACAACUAGUUUCCAAUCCAAUUCGGAGGAUCGGAGAACAUCACAUCUGAAUGCAGCCAGAGAAAUUGCUCUGCUUCCAAGGAUUGGUGCUGGGCAGUGGCUCACCAGGAAGAGCUCUUACAAACUCAGACUGGUCUUUUAAAAAAAUUCAACUGGGUUAUGCCAAACUUGCACACUGGGUUUGGUUUUUAAUUGCAUUCUCAUAUUCUGUGGCAGGCCAAGAUGGUCUUUGUUCAUUCCAUAAAUCAGCAGCUUCUACUACUAAUUUGAACCAAAAGUGGCUCUUAAUAAAAUAUUCAUAAGAAAUGUG
Hemicordylus capensis (graceful crag lizard) is the source of this 3190-nucleotide messenger RNA. It is a transcript of the gene TRMT61A, whose product is annotated as tRNA methyltransferase 61A. The record is from RefSeq and is a predicted model, not a curated record. Gene Ontology annotation, biological process: tRNA methylation. Lineage: Eukaryota; Metazoa; Chordata; Lepidosauria; Squamata; Cordylidae. Gene Ontology annotation, cellular component: nucleus; tRNA (m1A) methyltransferase complex. The transcript has 4 exons. Bases 506 to 1432 code for a protein of 308 amino acids.